This is a messenger RNA of Solanum stenotomum, 456 nucleotides long. Its product is annotated as ethylene-responsive transcription factor 9-like. The record is from RefSeq and is a predicted model, not a curated record. Bases 1 to 456 code for a protein of 151 amino acids. The transcript is spliced from 2 exons. NCBI's taxonomy places the organism in Eukaryota, Viridiplantae, Streptophyta, Magnoliopsida, Solanales, Solanaceae. Gene Ontology annotation, molecular function: DNA binding; DNA-binding transcription factor activity. Gene Ontology annotation, biological process: regulation of DNA-templated transcription.
AUGGCGACGGCGACGGUGGUGGUUGUACCACCAAACGAGGUGCGGUAUAAAGGUGUGAGAAAGAGGCCAAGGGGGACAUAUGGAGCUGAGAUUACAAACCCCAUCGAGAAGGUACGAGUAUGGCUUGGUACUUUCAAAACAGAGGAAGAAGCUGCAAGGGCCUUUGAUACGGCGACAACUAUAGUGACAAUAGUUGUAACUACAACUGAGAUUCGAUAUAGGGGUGUUAGAAAAAUGCCAUGGGGUAAGUACAAAGUUAAUAUUGCAAAUCAGAAACUACGUGUCUGGCUUGGGACCAUUGACAGAAAAGAAGAAGAUGCAACAAAUUAUGUUAAGGCGACAAGGAUGUAUCGCGACCUUAAAGCCAAAUUCAAUUUCCCAAAAUCAAAUGAGGAUAACCUAGAAAAUGAGGAGCUCAAUCUUGAACUCACCCUUGCUUUAUCAACGAGAAAAUGA